Messenger RNA from Mizuhopecten yessoensis (Yesso scallop), 1961 nucleotides. RefSeq names its product jmjC domain-containing protein 7-like. The record is from RefSeq and is a predicted model, not a curated record. Gene Ontology annotation, molecular function: 2-oxoglutarate-dependent dioxygenase activity. NCBI's taxonomy places the organism in Eukaryota, Metazoa, Mollusca, Bivalvia, Pectinida, Pectinidae. The transcript has 8 exons. Bases 175 to 1134 code for a protein of 319 amino acids.
UGAGCAGCCACACGUGUAACGUACCAUUUCUCGGUCAAUAAUAAGAGAUCAUGGUAGUUUGGCGUGUAAUAGGCCUAUACACCUGAUCUCACAUGAUCCACCAAAGAUAUAAUGUUUCUAGGAUUACGAAAUGAGCCGACAAUCAAACAAUCAGGCUGAAAUCAUGUGCCCGUCAUGAGUAGUCAAUCUGACGUCUGUACCGGAAUAACAGAAUGUUUGAGGAAUGUGGCCGAGGAAGCACGAGAACUGUACCUGGAUAAACAAGUGCCCGUCCUCAGCGCCCCCGUGUCCCCACUGACCUUCUACAGGCAGUAUGUGGCUCCCAAUAAACCAGUUGUUGUGGAGGGCGCCAUCCGGCACUGGUCAGCUCUACAACAAUGGGAUGAAUCUUAUUUUAGGAAGAAGAUCGGCGAUGUGAAGGUAUCGGUGACCGUCACGCCUAAUGGGUAUGCCGACGCUGUAACAGACGGCAAGUUUGUGAUGCCGGAUGAAAGAAAGAUGUCGAUGUCUGAAUUCCUGGAUAAGUUGGAAAGACCGGACGAUCACAGGGUGUUCUAUAUACAGAAACAGAACUCCAACCUUACUGAGGAAUUCUCGAGCAUCAUCAGUGACGUAGACACUCAUAUAGACUGGGGCACAGAGGCGUUCGGACAACCACCUGAUGCUGUCAAUUUUUGGAUGGGCGAUGGCAGAGCUGUGACCUCAAUGCACAGAGACCACUACGAAAACUUGUACUGUGUGGUAAGGGGAUGGAAAAAGUUUAUCCUCAUACCCCCCACCGAACUCGCUCAUGUCCCGUAUGAAUUAUAUCAAAGUGCUUAUUAUCGAGAGAAAGACAAAGGUGGAUUUGAAAUCGUGGACGAUGAGGCAACAGGCAAGGUGCCCUGGGUGGCGAUUGAUCCCCUGAGUCCCGACCUUGAUCGCUACCCCCAGUAUCGACAUACACGACCCCUGGAGGUGACAGUACAUGCCGGUCAGACGCUGUACCUGCCCUCACUAUGGUUUCACCAUGUCAGCCAAUCACACGACUGCAUUGCAGUGAACUUCUGGUACGACAUGCAGUAUGAUAUCAAGUAUAACUACUACAAGUUCCUGGAGAGUGUAAGCAAGGUCGUGUCUGCAAAGAAGCAGUAAUUCUAUAAAUUCAUUCGAGAAUGAAUGCGAAACUGUGCUACAAAGAAACGAUGAUCAUACAGGUUCCUGGUGAGUGAAUAUUUUGACCGAAAACAGCGACGCUACUAGAUCCUGGGGAAAGUAAACAACAUGGUGUCUGCAAAACAAAACAAAAAGAAAAAGAGCAAUGAUCCAGCAAAUUCUAGGAGAGUGUGAACAAUAUUGUGUCUACAGAAACUCAGUUAUCCCACAAGUGCUUAGAGAUUGUGAGCGACAUUGAGUCUGCAUACAAACUGAUCCAACAAGUUCCAGGAAAGAGUUACCAAUACUGUAUCCGUAAACAAACGGUCCUAUAUAAGAGUUACCAAUACUGUAUCCGAAAACAAACGGUCCUAAGACUUACCAAUACGGUAUCCGUAAACAAACGGUCCUAUAUAAUAGUUAUCAAUACUGUAUCCGUAAACAAACGGUCCUAAGAGUUCCCAAUACUGUAUCCGUAAACAAACCGUCCUAAGAGUUACCAAUACUGUAUCCGUAAACAAACGGUCCUAAGAGCUACCAAUACUGUAUCCGUAAACAACCGGUCCUAUAUAAGAGUUACCAAUACUGUAUCCGUAAACAAACGUUCCUAAGAGUUACCAAUACUGUAUCCGAAAACAAACGGUCCUAAGAGUUACCAAUACUGUAUCCGUAAACAAACGGUCCUGUAUAAGAGUUACCAAUUCUGUAUCUGUCAACAAACAAACUCUCCAAUAGUGUACAGAGUGUUACCAAUACUAAGUCUAUGAAGCCAACUAUAUAUACUAGUAUAUAAUCAUAUAUAUUUUGUAAUAUCCUGUAUAUAUACU